Acanthoscelides obtectus is the source of this 531-nucleotide messenger RNA. NCBI's taxonomy places the organism in Eukaryota, Metazoa, Arthropoda, Insecta, Coleoptera, Chrysomelidae. The record is from the annotation of a GenBank genome assembly.
AUGCACUUUGAUGGAGCCAUAGAUGCUUCAACAGGCGAAGCACAAAAUCCUGAAAUGGUCACGUUUUAUAAUAUGACUAAAGUUGAGGUUGACCUUUUAGAUCAAUUGUGUCAAAAAAAUAACGUGCAACGCAGUACAAGACAGUGGCCCAUGGUACUGUUUUAUGAUUUUCUCAACAUAGCGGCAAUAAAUUCGUUUUGUAUCUAUAGACACCACUGUGCAGCUUCAACAACAAAUGCAAAAAGAGCUGAAUUUCUAGAAAACCUCAGUUGGGCUCUAAUAAAACCACAAAUAGAACGGAGGGCGAAAAUCGAAACCCUCCCAAGGGAGCUUCGCAGAAGAGCUAAGUUACUUGUAGGGAUCCAGGAGGAGACAAUGCAGCAAUAUAAUAAAACCGGGUCACGAGGGCGGUGCUAUCAGUGCGGAAGGCAACGUAACAAAAUGAGCAGGAAAUGGUGUUACAAAUGUAAUGAUUGGGUCUGUGUAUACCACCUUAAAAAUAUUUGUACCAGUUGUGUUCAGAGUCAGUGA